CCAUCUGGUUUCGUCUACGUUACCUAUAUCCGCGUGUGCGAGUGGUAUAUUAGUAAACAAACGCCCGGCUGCUGUUUUCAAUCGAAAAAUCCGAUUUUUCGCCGAUAAUUAUCAUUUUCCGACCUAAACAUGGCUUCAGGAGGUCUUGAGUCAAAGAUUGUGGAGGAAAAGUCUGAGAACGAGAAACCAGUCAACAGAGAAAAGACCUGUCCACUUCUUUUGCGAGUCUUCUGCAACACAGGUCGACACAACAGCAUUUUGCAAUAUGCUGCAGGUACCGUGCCAGGCAAUGAACUUCAAAUUUACACAUGGAAGGACGCCACUUUGAAAGAACUGUCCACUCUGGUGAAAGAAGUAAAUCCUGACGCCAAACGGAAGGGCACAACGCUUCAUUUCGCCCUAGUGGCCCCUGAUCCUACCAGGCCCAACGCAAACCUGAGAGCGAGAGACUUGGGCGCCACUAUCAGUGGCCACAAAGGACCUGAUGAUAACAAAACUCUAGCCCAGCUUAAAUUCCGCAUUGGCGACUUCCUGGACAUCGGCAUUUUCCCGCCAACUGACACGAUGGGCAUGGACAGGAUGGAGCGCAUCGGAAUGGAGCGUUCCAUGCCAGACAGACUGGGAAUGGAGCGGGGAAUCAUUGACCGGCGUCAGAACAGAAGGGGGCGCGCUUAUUAG
Molecule: messenger RNA, 678 nt
Organism: Cloeon dipterum
Lineage: Eukaryota; Metazoa; Arthropoda; Insecta; Ephemeroptera; Baetidae
Gene: Bin1
Product: histone deacetylase complex subunit SAP18
Exons: 4
Coding region: 130-678 (182 amino acids)
Biological process (GO): negative regulation of DNA-templated transcription
Cellular component (GO): nucleus
Molecular function (GO): transcription corepressor activity; transcription factor binding
Source: RefSeq, a predicted model, not a curated record